GCGCUUCCAGGACGAUGAAAUGGGAAGAAUCGUUCCCGGCUAACUAAAACAUUAUAUUCAGAAGCGUUUGAGCCACAUCAAGGUUUAUGUAUAUGUCCCUAGGAAACGUGAAGCACGGGGGGAAUAUCUUGAUUGUAAAAAGUGGAUUGAGCUGAAAGGUUUUGAAUGGAUGAAAGAGGAGAGGGGAUUGCGAAUCUUUUAUUGGCAACGUUGGAAGGAGAAAACUUUUCAUUGCCGUUUUUUCAAUUCGAUUCAUGAAAUAGGUACAGUGUGGAACUCACUGACAGCCAUAUUUUCAGUUCCAAGCAAAUGCGAUAAAAAUAACCUCGUAGUGCCCUGGUGGAUCGGGCUCUGUUUUUUUAUUCAUCCCUUGAGGAUAGCGUGCGUCGAGUCUGAACUUCAGAUCAUCCCCAUCAAACUACAGAAAAUGUCCAAAAACACCAACUCAUAACUUGUGCAAGUUAAGCCAUAAGUAAUCCAGGCCGAGAUUGCAGGAGAUAAGCGAGCGAGCAGGACGUACCUGACGCUAGUCCAUAACAUCUCUGGUUUAUCGCCCCGCUGUCAGUCAGCCCCCUGAAGUUUAUAUCCCAGGAUUUCUACAAUCAGCGAGGAUAACACGGAAAUAUAGAUGUCUGGAAAGUUACCCCCCCUGCAUUUCUACCAACCUUCUAACAAGAGUGCGGAGCUCAUCGAAUCUCGACAGCAGCGAAACUACAAUAGUUGAGAGUGAAAGCGCCCCUCGCGUAGUUCUCCUAGCGAUCGCCAGCCUCUGGCUGCUCACCAAGCGACGAAGGACGCGGGAAGUUUGCACACAAGAAAUAGAUAUUCCAAACUUGUCAGCCCCGUAAUGAACCGGUAACAGCUGCGAAGACGGUGGUAUGGGGCGGGCUGUGGUAGUUGUGUAUCCAUCACAAUGAAAGGGAGAGAGACACGCUAAACAGAUAUUGGCUUAUAUUGGUGUUUCUCCACGCUUGACCUGGGGAAAAAAGGAGGCGGUCUUUCUUUGAGUUGUGUGUGUGUCCUGUGUGAGAUGUGAGGAGAGCGAGAAUUGCAAGGGAGUAGCAGGGGAGUCAGCUGACGGUGGGAGUCACUGCGUGAGUGGCUAACGCUUGUUCUGGUGAUUGGCGGAGCCCCAUGCAUGUGCUGUGUACGACCGACCCAGUGUUCUAGACUCCGAGUAAAGGAUAUACACUAUUGGACUUAACAUCAACAGGUGGGCUGGUACUAUACUCCACAAGAAUCGAUGGAAUUCAAGGAAGCACGACCCAUUCCCCAAGGCCAUCUACAUAUUGAAAGAGGAAAAUCAGAAUGAGUCGUCGAGCAAGUGAUUUGUGCUCUCUGUUUGUGUCCUUCAUAUACCUGUGGGUUCUCACCCCGUCUGCGGGCGAUGACCUGACGACGUUAGCACCCUUGCCGAAGUUCCUGAAGACGGACACAAAUGUGACUUUCAACAAAGGAGAAGAAGCCAAGCUGCAGUGCGCCAUACAAAACAUUGGCACACGAACGGUAGUUUGGCGUCGUUCUUCUGACCCAAACCCUCUGACUAUCGGAACCACAACGUAUUUCCGGGAUAAACGUCUUUUUGUAAAUCAUGAGAAACUCUCCCUGGAGUGGAACCUCCAUAUCCGGAACGUGUCCCUGGAGGACGCUGGUGUCUAUGAGUGUCAAAUCAGCUCAAAGACAAGGAGCAUUCGCCAUAAUGUUUUACUGAGGGUCGAGGAUGCACCCUUCAGGCCAACCUUUAAACCAGAUAUUAAAAUCUCCGGUCCCAGUUACGUGGAGAAAGGAAAUGCAUUGCGCCUUGUGUGUAACGCCACAGGAGAUGGGUAUCCCCCCGAUGGCAUUGAUUGGUUCAAGGACGGUCACAAGAUCACUCAGGAUGACCGACUUCAUAUUCAGAUCGUUAUGUCUAUCGUGGAGAGAACCAUAAUAAGCUCGUUGUAUAUCAAGAGAGCCAAGAUGACCGAUGCUGGGACGUAUGUUUGCAGAACAUCGGAUCUUCAGAUUACAAGCACCAAAGUCGUUAUUCUCAAUACUCAAACGAACAACGAGAAAAGAGAUAUGAAUGAUGACACGCCCAAGGGCUCAGGUGCUGGAAGGAGGUGUGCUUCAUGGCGAGACAUUGUGUUUGUGACGCUCUUUGCAGUGAUACUCAUUCUUAAUCCAAGAUGAUGCCUGUGUCUGUCAACAGAGAAUAUGUGAGGUGUAAUGCAGUCUCUUGCUGAAUUCACAGAUUGGGAUAUUUAUGUUUGUGUGGGAGGCAAUAAUGUCUGCUGUUAUUGUGUGUUAAACGGAGGCCUCAAAGUACAACAAUUGAAACCCAAGUGAGGUGGUUUCGUCAGAGAGGUUUGGUCCUACAUAAUCAGCAAACUCGGAACACUGCCAAAUAAACUUGAAGAAUGGACGAGCAGUGGGACCAUUACGCAUGGAAUGGCGGAAAUUCAAGAUUAGGAGUUCUUCCGUAUUUGUCUUGACAACUUUCUAGUUUUAAUAGUUCGCCGACGUGGCUGAACGCCACUGCCGCUGAUAAAGACAAUUAAAGAUUCAGCGAGUGGUUCUCGGAGAUAUGGAGAAGGGUUCUACCCCAUGCAUCGGUAUUUUAGUAGUCUGUUGAGAUUCACCUGCUGAUGUGGCUCGAUACUGCCACAUUCACUUUCAUCGAAGUGCGCACGCAGGUUGCCGCCAUCUUGAGUCGUGGAGGAACUACCAGACGCUGUAGAGAGCUGAUGUACACUUUGUAUGGAGUUUCAUUGCUAAAUGAGUAUGGUGAAAUGCGAUUCGUCAUGUUGCAUGCCGUGUUCAGGAGUAAGGAUUUACGGGUCAACGAGAGUGAACAAAACAAUAUUGCAAAGAAUCCCGAUUCCAGAAAGCAAAGAAGUUAUAGUGGCAUACUGCAACCUGUCUAAAGUUAUUGGUUCCAUGUCUACCUCCUGCAUUAUUAUGAUCAAUCAUGGAUUUGAGACUUAAAAUACCACCACAAGCUUUAGUUGAUAAAAUAUAUAUUUUCCAUAUCUCUGACCUAGUGUCAUCACGAUGGAUAGUGGAAGUAUCAAUUGACGAUGUUUCUAUUUUGUUAUUUCCGAACAGUUUUCUUCAUUUUUAUACGAUGAAUAUAUUAGUUGAACACGUACGUUCUGAAUUGACUAACAAGUGCCACUAAAAAAAUGUAAAUAAUAAAACACUUUUCGUCUAAUUAUUUCAGAACAUGAAAGUUUUCCGUUAAAUGUAAUCAAUGUUUUAGUGACGGCGAAUAGUAGGUAUAUUGACUAAACAUAGUGCUAAUUUACUGAUACCCGAAAAGUUGUAAUUGCAUCCACCAGAAGGCGUGUUGGAAUCAAUAGCAGUGUCAGGAGCGGACCCGAAUUGAAGCACUACUUUGCAACCGUGUAAUAAUUGCUUCUUGUAGCGUCCAACUUGGCAGCAUGUUAUGCCAAGACCAAGCGGUCCACAGCACACAGCCAGAGCACAUUGUGUGAAGUGUUGUCAAUAGUACGAAGACAUCUUCUAAAAGAUAGCAUACACACUGAGCUGACACGCAUUCAACACAACCGUGGAAGUCAUGCAAAGCUUCUCAAGACACAAGAUAAAAUGUAUAUGCAUCUUAAUCCGAACACUAGAGCUUUAUGUUUCUGCUGUUAAACAUAAUGUCUUUUUGGCGCCCCAGAGAACAUACAUUCACCGUAUCUGACUUCAUUUUUAACACAAAAGCUAAAAUUACUCCCCCUGGUCCUAAAUAUGACAUCUAAAUGAGAGCUAUUAAGCUGUUGCACCUAUAAUUAACCCUUAUAAAAAUGCCACAUUCUCUCAGUAUGGAAUUUGUUAUGUGAUAGUAAUGAAGAACAGAGUCUAACGAUGAAGGGUGAAAUGGGUCAUCACAGAUAGCGUAUCAAUGUGAUCUGAUACAGGCUCACAGCGACGCUUGGAGUGAGCUAUGAAGGCAGUUGACUGCGUGCACGCGCUUGGAACCAGGACAGAGGACGCGUUUAUAGACGAUAGUAAUGUUUGAUGACAGUAAUAAACGCUGCGAUUGCUACAUGCUACCUUUGAGGCAUCAACAAUCAAAUACGUUUAUUUAUAUAGCACGAAAGAACGGAAUACCUCCUCAGCUUACAAGGAAAAAUCAAGGUUGUCAUGUAACUGGUGAGACUUUUAUCAUUGUUAGAUUUGUAGAUUGUUAUCCGUCACCUGAUUAAACCUUUAAGGUCAAUUGAUGUGAAAUUGAUGUAAACUGGCGGCAAACAGACUGUUAAAGUGUAUCACAUUAACGUCAACCCGAAGCACGUGCUAACUUCCCGGAUGAAGAUGAACUUCAAAAGGCAGCAGACGAUGUUCCGUCGGGGUACGGAAAUAUCACGUAUAGCGGGAUGUCGUAAAGGCGACGUUUAACGCCUAUAACGACGUUGCAGUGAGCAGAACACAAGACGGGAAUAGGUUCAGUGCCGGGCAGCACUAGCUGACAUUGUAAUGGACUGGCACCAUUAUCAGCUCAUCUACAUGUAGAAAUCCCCAUCUGUUACUUAAUGCAUUGAUAAGGCUUUCCUUAUCACGUUAUACAUGUAUAAACUGAAUGAGUCAUAUUACAAAUUGUAGACAGAGCACAGCAUAAUCAGUGGACAAUCUCCUCCUGAACCACUAUCAGGGGGCAUCCAUACACAAGUAAUAAUUCUUCACCAGCUGGAGCAAUGCAUGACGAAAGUAUUUAAAUAUGCCUGAUUUAUUUAGUUUCUCAUUCGAAUAUUGAAUUGUUUUCUUAGCAAUACGAAUGGGAACUAUUCUUUUCAGUGUACAUUGUAUUUUAUGAAGAAUCGUUUUAUUCAUAUAGCCUUCCUCGUGUGCACAUGCGACGUCUCAUUGGCUACAAGAGACUAACUGACUGUCUGCCAACAAAUGCCAUCUGUUGUCAUGAAUGAAAUCCUACUUUAAUAAGAAGAUAUGUUGGUAGUAGCUGUUAUAAUUAUUGCUUUCCUGACAUUUUAGCAUGAUAUGGAAAAGGUGUGUUUCUAACAAUGCAUUGUGGUGAACAUGUAAUAUGUCAUUCUUUGAGAAGAUAUCAUUAGCCAUCUUGUGUUAUGAAAUGAUUUGUAUUCAAACAUAUAUGAACUUGCUGAUAUCCAAAGGUAGCCUAUGUGUCAUGGCAUUUGGCGUUCCAUUACAUUGUUUUGCAUGGAGUAUAAUAUCAUUAAAACACUGCACUGGCAUUGUAAGAACCAAUAGUAACGAACUUCUACCUUACCGGUACGCAAGGAAUGUGUCUCAUAAAGGUUUAAAUACAUGUAAUAGACACAAACGAAACAUAAAUAGUGAAUAAUAGACAUAAUUAAAAGCUGAUUACUAUCGCAUGUCACAGUAAACAAACUGGUCCCGGCACUGUAUAGUUUUUAGGGUUUGCGAGUGCCAAUGUUAUGGACACAUGCUGUAUAUUAUUGUAUAUAUAAUACACUUCAGCGACCCCGAUGAAUAUACCGUGUUUUAUGUAUUUAUUUCCGUUAACACUGGCAUUGAAAACAUUGGCGUGGAGCCUGCGUUAUUAUGACAUCUAUGAACGUUUUCCUCUGCUUAAAACAAGCGAUAAGAUAUGGUUUUGUCAGAAAACAUAGUCAUGAAAUCUACAUAUAUAUAUUUAUCAUAGGCCUGUAAACAUAACGUAUGUGUAUAUAUCUCCCAAUGAGUCUACCAGUUACCGUCUCGCCUCUGAACAACGUCUCUCGAUGGACUGAACUCACUUGACACGUUGAAGACCAAAUGGAACAGUUUCUCAUUUUUACCCUAAUGUUAGAUGGCCAUGCAUACAUAUAAGGACAACAAAGAGAUGAAAAGAAUGAUAAAGAGACGAAAUUAAAUUUCAAAUCCUUAUGUCAAAGGGUGCUGAGGAGAAAUCUAAGAAUAAUUGCUGCAAAUUAUAUUUGCAAUUCAAUUUGCGUUGUUAUCUGAAUGUUAACAACUUGGAAGAACCACCAUGGGGUUUAUUCUGGUACUACAUUUGGCAUGCAUCGUUAACUUUGCAACCAAUUUUUGACAAACGAGUUAAUUUCGACUUUUUACAACCCAAAUCCUUGGUUUCAAGAGUAAGUCAACCUUUUAAGACGGCGUUACAGUAUGAUUAGAACGUACAGCAUUUCAUCCGAUAAGCCAUCAAUUAGGUCGUCACACAUCGUGUCUGUUUCAAUAAUUAGACCCAGAGGUAUUUACAUUAAGUAAUUAAUUAACGCUUGGGGUCACAUUACUCUCAUGCAUGCUAACGGAAAUUAAAGAGGUUACUCGACAUUCCCGAUGGAACCAAAGCCAAAUCGUCCAUAGUCCAUUAGAAGGCCCCAUAGUAAAUGGACGUAGCUGUGUGGAAAGCGCAACCUCUGAAUAUUGGUCUGCUCCUUGAAACAUUAACUUGAGAAGUCGAACAACUUCGCUCUGUCGACAUGAAGCCAACCGUAACUCGCUCGACUUUCCGUCGGAUGUUCAGAAGUCAGUUUGACAAGCACUUCUUCUUAAAGUACAUGCCAUGCAUUUGUGGGUGAUGUAGUGGCCCGAAUGAUGUGACAAAAACAAAUCACUUGAUCGAUCCACCAGACGAAAAAGUCGGAAGAAGCUCACUCUAUUCCACGUCUUUAACUAGCAUGCCAGCAAUGCUCCUAUUGUUCCCUUUGGCAGACCAGCAACAUAUCGCCUUUGUUUAAAGUUACGCCCCCAAGCGAGCUGGAACGCUUUCACACCUGUCGUGGCUCGUUCGGUUCGCGCUGCCUGGUAUAUCCUGCAUUUUCUGUAGUUGGUCGCGGCAUCCAGUUUCUGCAAAGUGUAAAAAUAUAAUCAUGGACAAUGUGAUAGUACACUGAACUACUAAUAUCCCUUUGGGAGAAUAUAUUCAACUGUAGAUCACAUAAUCGUAAGUUUAUGUAUGCUGUCCUUUACAAUUUCACACACAGUAAAUUAACCUUGCAUAUAAAGAAUAGUAUUCAAUAUGUAAUCCACAUAAUCAUUCGUUAACCCAGGGUUUUGUAGAUGGUUGAAAUAUUGUGUCGAGGAGACAAUUGAGCAGUGUUUAUGUCCUUUUUAGUGGUGGCUGGUUCAGUGGACAAUACCGGUCACUCGCCACCUUAGACGGUCCUCAGUUCUCCCGUCACCAUGCUAUGCCAAUCUACCCUCUCCAGUAUGCCGACUGUGCAAUGUGUAUAGCAUAGUUAUUUAUGGAACAACAAUCGGACAAAUCGAACACUACGUCUUGGAUUGAUUGUCCUAUUUGGGACUAUAACCCGUCAGUGAUAAAUUUUAUAUGUACAAUUGCUUCUCAUGUGUCUAUGUCCAAGAGUUUAGAUUUCAGCAAUGAUGAACCUCAGGAACGUUAUACCUGCAUUCACACGAUUCACUGUGGCAUAACUUGACAUGAAACAUCAUUCAGCAAGGUAAUAUAUACUGUAAAAUGCCAUUCGAGUGUAUCCUGGGCACUUCGUGAUUAUCAAUCUCGUUUUCAAGUCAUAGAAUUGGACAUGAUACGUUUAUGACAUCAUCUUCCACAGACGUUGUGUAUUUGGAUAUGUAGAAUGUAUUGUAUGUUAAAUUUGUCAAUGCCCAAAAUGUUCCACUGCCAUGAGGUAUGAGAUGAAGGUCAUAUAAUUGAACAUGUGUGUCAUUUUCUGUUUCAUACUGCCCAAACAGAAUCCAUUGGGCAUAGAGGGUGAUAGUGAUGAAACUAACAUGAAUUGAUCACAGAACAUCAGCGACACUCUCGCAUGUGAAAAGUGCAUCUUAGUGUACACUAGCAAAGGUGUACGUUCUGAAUUAGCAGCCAUAUGUUUAUACCCACACGUUAAACAUCGUAUCGUGUUAAAUAGUUAUUGUAGGUAUCAUAGAAUUGAAUGAAACCCAAUCGAUUGCAUUCAUAAUAUUCAGUAUAAUACUGUUAUUUUGUUUAGGUAACUGAUUUGUGAUUAUAUUCUUUGAAAGCAGUACAUGUAAGCAGUACUUAAGAACUAGUUCCUGUCAAACGAGAAAAAUAAGACAGCGAUAAUCAAACGUGAAAGAAAUUCAGAAUACACAGUUUCUAAGCAGACCCGCUGUGUCUCCUUUUGAGUUUUUUUGUUUCAUCAAACGGAAGUAACUGCAUAAUGUACCUGUAAAUGUACGAAGCAACUUAACAGUUCCGAAUAAACCGUUUCGUACAUGUCAUUUGUUGUGACGAGUUGUAAGCAUUUCAGCUACCAUUCAAAUUACUGUAUUGAUUAGCUCCGAUGUCCCAGGGAUGUCGUAUACUACCUCUGUGUCUCCCAUCUCGGUAAGCUGGGGUGCCCUGACACCUCUGUGUCUCUCAUCUCGGUAAGCUGGGGUGCCCUGACACCUCUGUGUCUCUCAUCUCGGUAAGCUGGGGUGCCCUGACACCUCUGUUUCUCCCAUCUCGGUAAGGAGGGGUGCCCUGUCACCUCUGUGUCUCUCAUCUCGGUAAGCUGGGGUGCCCUGACAUCUCUGUUUCUCCCAUCUCGGUAAGGUGGGGUGCCCUGACACCUCUGUGUCUCUCAUCUCGGUAAGCUGGGGUGCCCUGACACCUCUGUUUCUCCCAUCUCGGUAAGCUGGGGUGCCCUAACACCUCUGUGUCUCCCAUCUCGGUAAUGUGGGGUGCCCUGACAGCUGUGUGUCUCCCAUCUCGGUAAGCUGGGGUGCCCUGACACCUCUGUGUCUCUCAUCUCGGUAAGCUGGGGUGCCCUGACACCUCUGUUUCUCCCAUCUCGGUAAGCUGGGGUGCCCUAACACCUCUGUGUCUCCCAUAUCGGUAAGAUGGGGUGCCCUGACACCUCUGUGUCUCUCAUCUCGGUAGGCUGGGGUGCCCUCACACCUCUGUGUCUCCAAUCUCGGUAAGAUGGGGUGCCCUGACACCUCUGUGUUUCCCAUCUCGGUAAGCUGGGUGCCCUAACACCUCUGUGUCUCCCAUCUCGGUAAGCUGGGUGCCCUAACACCUCUGUGUCUCCCAUCUCGGUAAUGUUGGGUGCACUGACAGCUGUGUGUCUCCCAUCUCGGUAAGCUGGGGUGCCCUGACACUUAACAGUAAUUAGACCUGUCAGGUGUUUUUGUGAAAUGUACAUGUAAGGUAACAUUGAACCUGAAGGUUUAGGGUUUGCCAUUUUCUUCUCGAAUUUUGCGUCUGUAUUGAAUUAAAGGGAAUGCAUUAAUUUGUAAACUUACCAAAAUAACACUUUCGAGGCUGGCUCUGUAGAAAAUAUGUCAAAUUGCGAUCAUUUAUUUGUUACUUCAAAAAGUGUGUAAUACAUUGUAUCAUAAAUAGAACUGAAUGAGUCUUUAACAAGUCAUAUUUGACGUUUAAAGUAAUAUAAUGUGUACGCUAUGGUGUAUAUUAUUUGACGUUACAUACAUUGUGUCUUUCGAAGUUUUUGGUUUAUUUUAAAAACGUGUUUGAAUGGACCCUGCUAGCUCCAAAGACACUGAGUCCACGAGCAGUCAGACUGACGAAUGCCUAGGUAUAGUGGAGAUUUUCCCUGCAUGGAACACGUCACGUGAUUCAUCCCGUGGUGAUUCACGUGAAGUCUAAAGAUUAUACAUACACUAGAUAUGUUUGUAUAUAUUUGAUAUGUAGAUGUUCCAUUUUAAGAGAAACAUACAGUUUCUUUAUGUAAUAAAGUCAGUGAUUUUUCGAAA
Haliotis rufescens (red abalone) is the source of this 9636-nucleotide messenger RNA. RefSeq names its product zwei Ig domain protein zig-8-like. The transcript is spliced from 9 exons. Lineage: Eukaryota; Metazoa; Mollusca; Gastropoda; Lepetellida; Haliotidae. The record is from RefSeq and is a predicted model, not a curated record. Gene Ontology annotation, cellular component: neuron projection membrane. Gene Ontology annotation, biological process: synapse organization. The coding region runs from base 1309 to 2172 and encodes 287 amino acids.